This is a messenger RNA of Mytilus californianus (California mussel), 605 nucleotides long. Its product is annotated as perlucin-like protein. The transcript is spliced from 5 exons. The record is from RefSeq and is a predicted model, not a curated record. The coding region runs from base 50 to 523 and encodes 157 amino acids. Gene Ontology annotation, molecular function: signaling receptor activity. Lineage: Eukaryota; Metazoa; Mollusca; Bivalvia; Mytilida; Mytilidae.
AUGAACCUGUUAUCUGUGAUGGACUUCUUGAUCUAAGAUACACGAUGCCAUGUUGUUCUACGACGUUAGAAAUUUCUUAUCAAUAACAGUUAUUCUUCCAUUAUAUGUGGAUGCAGCCUGCAGAUCUGGUUGGACCGAACAUGGAACGUCUUGUUACUAUUUUAGCACAGACUCGCUGAAUUGGCGUGAUGCCUCUAGUGAUUGUCGAGCUCACUCCGCAGAACUAGUCAUUAUAGACUCCAAGGAAGAGAAUGAGUUUAUUGCAGAAGGGAUAAAUAAUCAUACGGGAUCAUUCUGGUUAGACGGUUCGGAUGAAUUUACAGAGGGUAUUUGGGAAUGGGCGUCCAACGGAGAACCUUUUGGUUUUACAAGCUGGCUUCCACAUGAACCAUCGAAUUACCAUCACAACGAGGACUGCCUUAUGACACAGAAAGGGUACAAUGGCAAAUGGAAUGACUAUGGUUGUUCCCAUCGAAUAAAGUUUAUAUGUGAACAGAACUUAGAUAACCCUAUCAUUGGAUGACUUUGACGAGUUUCCUGAACUACCGGUAGUUAUCAACAUAGAUCAAUAAAAAUUUUGUCUGCAGAUUCGCCUUAUUUUAAAG